CAGUAUGCGCCACAUUACCAAAGCGUUACCAACCAAAGACUCAGAAGGAAAAAGACGUGUGUCACUGAAAAGCUAAUCUUUGCUCCAGUAUUAUUGUUUGCGCUGGCUUUCCUUAAUAAUUCAAAAAAGAUGGUUGAAAAGAAAAUAGCAGUGCGUUCCCAAGAUGCGAAUCAGCGCCGGGUCCUGGACCGCGCCACCCGCCAGCGUCGCCUCACCCGGCAGCUCGACGCUCUAGAGAAGGACAACUUCCAGGACGAUCCGCACGCCAGUCUGCCGCAGCUUGCAAAGAGGCUACCGCAGUUCGACGAAAGCAACGAGUCGGGUAAAAAAAGGAAAAAAACGAGAGGGGACCACUUCAAGCAGAGAUUCCGGAAGAACUUCCAGGCCCUGCUGGAGGAAGAGAACCUGAGUGUGAGCGAGGGGCCUAACUACCUGACUGCGUGUGCCGAGCCCUCCAAGCUUCCGCAGCGUCACUUCUGCGCAGUGUGCGGCUUCCCCUCCAACUACACCUGCGUGUCCUGUGGAGCGCGCUACUGCUGCGUGCGCUGCCUGGGCACCCACCACGAGACCAGGUGCCUGAAAUGGACAGUGUGACAGAGGCACGUGUGUGCGCGCAUGCGCGCGUGUUUUCAGCGUAACUGCUUGGAAAUUAGUUUCCCUCUUCACCCCCAUCGCCCAGCUGAACUUGAUGUCUGACCCAGAGCAGAGUGCACUUGCACAAAGGGUCUUCAAAGAGCCAGGACAUUUAAAUGUGAAGCAUAGGGGGUUCUGGGAUUUGAAGUUUACAGUUCUUCGUACUGUGAGUUCGGACAUGGAUUGAGCUGGGUUUUGACCCAGGGAGUUCUGUACAGGAGAUCAUGGGUUCUAAUCCUUGUUUUAAUGGAUUGUUGCCUGUGUUGUGAAAAGCUGUAAUUUUUAAGGUAAUGACAUAUUUAUCUUGGUGUAUUUGUUUUUGCAUUGUUCCAUUGUUGAUGCACAAUAAACAUUAAUUAUGUAUUUCACAAUAA
Molecule: messenger RNA, 1007 nt
Organism: Anguilla anguilla (European eel)
Lineage: Eukaryota; Metazoa; Chordata; Actinopteri; Anguilliformes; Anguillidae
Gene: znhit1
Product: zinc finger, HIT-type containing 1
Exons: 5
Coding region: 130-594 (154 amino acids)
Biological process (GO): chromatin remodeling
Cellular component (GO): Swr1 complex
Molecular function (GO): nucleosome binding
Source: RefSeq, a predicted model, not a curated record